This is a messenger RNA of Bufo bufo (common toad), 3660 nucleotides long. It is a transcript of the gene TMF1, whose product is annotated as TATA element modulatory factor 1. Lineage: Eukaryota; Metazoa; Chordata; Amphibia; Anura; Bufonidae. Gene Ontology annotation, cellular component: Golgi apparatus; endoplasmic reticulum. Bases 133 to 3408 code for a protein of 1091 amino acids. The record is from RefSeq and is a predicted model, not a curated record. The transcript has 17 exons.
GCAAGGCGGCCGUCGCGCCAGGAUGACGUCAUGACGGGGUUUGUUUACUGCUACGUGUUCGGGAAGUGCUAGAAGAUCCGCGGCCGCCGUGUGACGGGCUCCCGGGGAGGAGGAGGAGGUGGACCCGGCACCAUGAGCUGGUUCAACGCCUCACAGCUCUCCAGCUUCGCCAAGCAGGCGCUUUCCCAGGCCCAGAAAUCCAUAGACCGAGUGCUGGACAUCAAGGAGGAUGAAACAGCCUGGGCAGGUUCCAUCAUCACCCCUUAUGAGGAGGGCAGUGCUUCCAUCAAGGGUAGCUGGGAAAAUUCCAACUGGGGAGGACAGUCGGAGGAGGAUGAAACCCAGGUCAUCUUGUCACCAACGGCCAUCACCAGUCCUGUCAGAAGAACUGUGGUGGACGAGUCUGAGAACUUCUUCAGUGCUUUUCUCUCAUCACAAGAGGUUAAACCUGUAUCGGUUAGCUCUGUGGUUUCUAAGCCUCCCACCAAAUCACAAAGACCCAAAGAAGAAGUAAAGCAAAACCCACCCGAGCCUACAAUCAUACCGAUGGAGGACGACCGGUUCAGGGAUGAGAAGGAGCAGCAGGAACAUCAAGACUUGAAAAUAAUAGAGAUAUUGUCUUUGGAAGAACUGGAGGAGCCCACCGAGGAGAAACGUGACCUCGAAAAGACCAUUCAGGAGUCUACUGACUGUUCUGAGGAUCUGAAAGGACAUCUAGAAGCAAAGUCAGAAGAAGACACCAUUGCUUCUUCUCCAAUGGUUCCACCAGAAAAUAAGGACAAUGGGCUGGACCUCAAGGACCAAAAGCUUGAGGAUCGUCAGACUAAUACCCCAUCACCUCCCAUCAGCACUUUCUCCUCUGGCACGUCCACAACUAGUGACAUUGAAGUGCUAGACCACGAGAGUGUGAUAAGCGAGAGCUCGGUCAGCUCCAGGCAGGAGGUGGCGGACUCCAAGGGAAACCUCAGUCUGAUGCAGAACUCCUUUCAGCUCCUGUCGCCCUCUGCAGAAUACGGCCGCUUGGAUGAAUUUCCUAAGCUGACCGAAAGCUGCUCUUCCUCUGAUGCCUUUGAAAGGAUUGACUCCUUCAGCGUACAGUCCCUGGACAGUCGCAGCGUUAGCGAAAUAAACUCAGACGACGAGCUGUCGGGCAGGGGCUGCACCUUGGUGGCCAUUGCUGUUGGCACUACCAUCCCAAGCAUGGACAUUACUUGCUCCACAGAGAGCAAAACGGAUGAAGAAAUGAAUGAGACGACGCUGCUCGUACACUCCAGCGAGGAUAUGGAGAUGGAGGAGAGCGGAAGGAGCGCCACUCCUGUGAAUUCAGAGCAGCCGGACCUCCUGGUCGCUGCACUUCAGAUGCACGAACCGGAAUCAGUCUGGCAGGGAGAGUCGGCGGAGGAGCAGGAGGCUGACAAUGAGCCAAAGGUCGAUUAUACAAUGGAGGAUAUGCAAAAGAUCAUUAAUGAGCUCAAUAGCCGGCUGGAGAAGAGAGAAACCCAACUGUUAUCAGUCAGCAAGGAAAAGGCACUAUUAGACGAGACUCUCGACAACAUCCGAGAUGAACUCGUUAGAGUCAAGGAAGAAAGCAGCAGCGUGUCAUUGCUGAAAGACGAGUUCACACAUCGGAUAGCGGAAGCGGAGAGAAGGGCGCAGCUGGCGUGUAAAGAGAGAGACGCCACCAAAAAGGAUAUUAAAGCCUUGAAAGAGGAGCUGGCUACCAGACUCAAGUCCAGCGAGACAGCUGAGAUAAUGAGGGAAAAGGACGAGCAAAUUAAAGGGCUGAUGGAGGAAGGAGAACAACUUUCCAAACGACAACUUCACAACUCGAAUAUCAUCAAGAAGCUGCGAACCAAGGAGAAAGAGCACGAACACACGAUCAAUAAGCAGACCAAGAAGAUCCGGGAGCUGGAGGAGGAAUUGCAGUUGUUAAAGCAGACUUUAGAUGGGAAGGAAGAGGUUGAGAAGCAGCAUCGUGAAAACAUCAGAAAACUUAACAUUGUGGUUGAAAGACAAGAGAAGGAUGUGGGAAGACUACAGACGGAGCUGGAUGAGAUCCAAGAAAAGAAUCGCAGUGUCCAGGCGGCUCUGGAUAGCUCCUACAGAGAGCUCGCAGAACUACACAGGGCAAAUGCCAGUAAAGCCAGUGAAGCCCAGGAGGUGGCACUAAGCUGUGAAAUCAGAGCAAAAGAAGAGAUGUGUUUAGCGCUGGAGAAAGCAAAGGAAGAGUCUCAAAAACAGCAGGAGGCCUUGGCCAUUCAGGUGGCGGAUUUGAGGCUGGCGCUGCAGAGGGCAGAGCAGCAAGCUGCAAGGAAGGAGGAUUAUUUGCGGCAAGAAAUUGCUGAGUUACAACAGAGACUCCAAGAAGGUGAAUCUCGGAAUCAGGAACUAAGCCAAAGCGUCACUUCAGCGACUCGACCCUUACUUCGCCAAAUUGAGAAUCUCCAAGCAACUUUAGCGGCUCAGACUGCAUCCUGGGAGAAGUUGGAGAAGAAUCUUUCUGAUCGACUCACUGAAUCACAGACCUGGUUGGCAUCGGCAGUAGAGAAAGAGAGAGCCGCAACGGAGGAGCUUCUGUCUGUGAAAACUCAAAUCUCAGCCAUGGAGUCUCAGAAUAGCCUCCUCCGCCAAGAGAAGAGCCGUUUCCAAGCUCAGCUUGAGGUGGAGAAGUCCAGGUUAUCAAACAUGGAAGAAGAACACAGCAGAAAUCAAGUGGAACUAGAGAAUUUGAAGAUGGAACACAAGAAAAUGGUUGACGAUGCUAAAAGAGAAAAGGCGCAGCUAAGCAGCCAACUAGAGAUGGAGAAGAUGAGAGUGGAACAGGAGAAAAAGAAGGUCCUGCUGGUCCAAGAGGCUGCCAAAGAGAAGGAGCGUAAAUCUUAUGGAUUCCCCACUCCUGAGACUGGUGCCACCACUCCGACAUUGUCACGAUCCAGUUCUAUUAGUGGAGCAGAUUUGACAGGUUUACAGACAUCUCUGCUAUCACAGGAUUCCCAUGAUCCGCUUUACGGCCCAAUGACCAUGUCUGUCAGCAGCAGCAACCUGUACGAUGCUGUAAGGAUGGGAGCCGGCUCCAGUGUCAUUGAAAAUUUACAGUCUCAGUUAAAGUUGAGAGAAGGGGAAAUUGCCCAAUUGCAGCUUGAAAUUGGGAGCCUGGAACAAACUCGCUCCAUCCUUGCCGAAGAAGUCGUCAAAUUAAAUAAUCUCAACGACGAACUGGAAGAGAAGGUGAAGGAGAUCCCGAAACUGCACCUUCAGAUGAGGGAUUUGGACCAGCGAUACAACACCAUCCUGCAGAUGUACGGCGAGAAAGCCGAGGAGGCCGAAGAGCUGCGCCUAGACCUGGAGGACGUCAAAAACAUGUACAAGGCUCAAAUAGACGAACUAUUAAAGCAAAGACUCAACUAGUUUAUUAGAAGGAACUCAAGACGAUGAACAUGUUUUAAGUAGAAAGUUGCUCCCCUUGUAAAUGUCCAUCCUCUGUAUAAACGACGCGUGUACAUUCAGAGAUGAUUUUUAUUUGCCGCAUGUCGAUGGCAUUCUCAUUCUCCCCCCCCCCCCCCCCCCCCUCUUAAAUUAUUUUGUGUAGUAUGUAAAUUUACUCGGGUUCUAAACUAAGACAUUUUUAAGGUUCCUUAAAUACAAAAUCAGUUCUGCGUA